AUGUUUGAAGAAAAGAUCGUCGACUUCAAACCCUCACCUGGGUCAAUCCCGUUAGCUGGUGCUUCGAUUGUGGUGGACCAAUCAGAUUACCCUGGUGUUAUCCGCGCCGCAGAGGACUUGGCCCGAGACUUUGCUCGUGUGACAAAGGGGGAUGCAAGUCCGUUGGUUGUAAUAUCAACUGAAUCGGAUUACGACAAGAUACAGACCAAAACAGCUAUCAUCGUUGGCAGUGUUGCUUCGAGUGGGAUCAUCAAGACGCUUGCACAGCAGGGUAAACUUGAUACACAAGCGGUUGACGGGAAAUGGGAGAAAUUCAGCACGAAUAUCAUCGACCAGCCAUUGGGGAAGUGUGAGAAGGCUUUGGUUAUUGCUGGGAGUGAUAAGCGCGGCACCAUCUUUGGCAUCUACACACUCUCGGAACAAAUUGGUGUCUCACCAUGGUAUUGGUGGGCCGACGUACCGCCAAAACACCAUGAAGAACUUUACGCGACUGAGAAACAGACGGUUCAUGGUGAGCCAUCUGUGCGACACCGAGGUAUUUUUCUGAACGAUGAAGCACCUGCUUUGACAGGCUGGGUGCGAGAGAAGUUCGGAGGAUACAACUCAAAGUUUUAUGUCAAAGUCUUUGAACUUCUACUCAGGCUCAAGGCCAACUUCCUCUGGCCAGCUAUGUGGCCCGGCUACCCUAACCCCGGCGCAUCAUUCUUCACAGACGAUCCACUGAACCAAAAGCUCGCAGACGAAUAUGGUAUCGUCAUAUCAACUUCUCACCACGAACCCAUGCAGCGGCUCUCGAAUGAGUGGUUUGCCGAGAAUCCAGACGGAAGCUGGAAUUGGUUGACCAACAAGCAGAAAAUCACGGAAUUCUUUGAACAUGGCGCUAGUCGCGCCAAGGGCUGUGAUUCUUACUUUACUCUGGGUAUCAGAGGAGAGUAUGAUAAGAAGAUGCUUGCUGAGGAUCCUGCUGCUGUGGUGCAGGAUGCUAUUGAGACGCAGAGGCAGGUUAUUAAGAAGGUUUAUGGGCAGGAAGAUGGUGUGCCUCAACUCUUCGCUAUCUACAAGGAGGUUCAGUCCAUGUUUGAGACAGGUCGACUGAGCGUUCCCGAUGAUGUAACGCUGCUGUUUCAGGAUGACAACUUUGGCACGAUCCGUCGACUUCCUACAAAAGAAGAGGCCAAGAGGAAGGGCGGGGCUGGUGUAUAUUACCACCUUCAAUACGUCGGAGAUCCUCGAAGCUAUAAGUGGAUCAACACAAACUCACUAGGAAAAGUAUGGCAUCAAUUACAGCAAGCUUAUCACCACAACGCUCGCCAAAUCUGGGUCUUCAAUGUUGGCGACUUGAAACCGCAAGAGAUUCCCAUCUCCUUCGCCAUGGCCCUAGCUUGGGACAUCAACAGUAUCAAGCACGAUACUCUCUCGCAGUUCUUCCGCCAAGCCGCUGAUCGAGAGUUUGGCGCUGAGCUCGCAGAUGACGUUGGGUCGAUCUGGCACCGACAUGAUCGACUACUAGCUUUGAGAAAGCAUGAGCAUAUUGAGCCUGAUACUUUCUCCGUUUUGCAUUACAGAGAGGCCGAUAGCGUCUAUCGUCAAUGGAAAGAGCUUCUCGACGAUGCUGAAAACCUGCAAGCCCGUGUUUCUGAAGAACAAAAAGCAGCGUCUUUCCAGCUCGUUCUUCAUCCAACCAAAGCGUCAUAUAUCUAUAACAAAGUACGUUGGAGUCAAGCUCUAAACAAGCUGUAUGCUCGCCAAAGACGAAACUCGGCAAACACAUACGCCCAAAUCGCUCUGGACGCCUUUGACCAAGACUUUACUCUUUCGGAAGAGUAUCACAGCCUUUUGGACGGAAAGUGGAACCACAUCCUGAUGCAGCCUCAUUACGGCUACGAAGAUACAUGGCAUGCUCCCUCGCGAGAUAUGAUUGGUGGAUUAUGCUUUGUUCAGAAACGUCAGAACUCCAAUCCAAUUGUGGGACAGAUGGGUGUUGCUGUCGAAGGCCAUGAGGGUGUGAGGCCCGGUCGGAUUAACGAAGAGUCUGAGCGAACGCAUCCUAGUCGACGAGAUCUUGUUCCUGGUUUGACUUUACGGCCUAUGAGUCGGUAUGGACCUGAGGCUCGAUACUUUGAUAUCUUCACCCGGGGAGUACCGAAUAUUAACUGGUCUGUUUCAGCGCUUCAGCCCUGGAUCAAGCUGUCGAAGGCCUCCGGGAUCUUGGUACCCGGUGAAGAUGAUGCCCGGGUUGAGAUCUCGAUUGACUGGGAUCAGGUUCCUGAUGAUUUCAAAGAGGAAGUACUCAUCGACGUUCGGUCGGAGGAAGGAGAUUUUGAACAGGUUCAUUUGCCGAUCAAUGGCAGACGAGUGCCAGACUCUUUCGGGGGCUUCGUUGAGCAGGACAGUUUUGUGUCUAUCCCUGCCACCGAUUGUCACCUCGAGGCUCCGUACCUGGUUCUGCCCGAUGCUGGCAGACUGGCAACUGGCUCUUUGACUCUCGUCCCAGGUACCGAUAGCGACGGUUCGAUACCCUUCAUUCACUAUCCUUUCUACCUCUUCAGUGAGACUUCCAACGCUACUUUAGUUCUUUACUUCGGCACGACUCUGGAUCUUUCCUCUGACGAUAUGCUGGCCUACGACGUCGGAAUCGACGAGGAACAAAGCCAAAGCUAUCCUCUGCAGAAGAGAACUCCAGAGAGUGAGAAGAAUGCUGCUGAUAAGGGAUGGGCGUCUGCCGAUGGCUGGUUCUUUGCUGCGUCGGAUAACGUUUGGGUCCGAGAGCAUGCGGUUACGUUGGGACCUGGUGCACAUUCACUACAUAUCAAGUUGAGACAUGCAAAUAUGUUGCUUGAGAAGAUUGUGGUUGAUUGUGGAGGUGUAGCAAAGAGCUACUUAGGCCCUCCCUUUGGCAUCAAAGCUUGA
This is a messenger RNA of Fusarium odoratissimum NRRL 54006, 2910 nucleotides long. RefSeq lists its product as uncharacterized. The record is from RefSeq and is a predicted model, not a curated record. Bases 1 to 2910 code for a protein of 969 amino acids. The transcript is spliced from 6 exons. Lineage: Eukaryota; Fungi; Ascomycota; Sordariomycetes; Hypocreales; Nectriaceae.